Messenger RNA from Coniosporium apollinis CBS 100218, 1005 nucleotides. RefSeq lists its product as uncharacterized. NCBI's taxonomy places the organism in Eukaryota, Fungi, Ascomycota, Dothideomycetes. Bases 1 to 1005 code for a protein of 334 amino acids. The transcript is spliced from 2 exons. The record is from RefSeq and is a predicted model, not a curated record. Gene Ontology annotation, biological process: fungal-type cell wall organization. Gene Ontology annotation, cellular component: plasma membrane; cell cortex of cell tip.
AUGGGCAAACUCACCCGCGUCGCCUGCAUCAUCACCCCGAUGGCCCUGACCAUCGCCUCUCUCGUCUGCCUCGUCAUGGUCUUCAUGGGCGGCCUAAACAAAUCCUCACCGACACUUUCGUCGCUGUACUUCUUCAAGGCCGACACCUCCGCCUUCGCCGCGAACCCCUCGAUAGUCGACGUCCCCGGCACAGACAUCGACGACAAGCUGGUGCAAGCGUUCAAGAACAGCGCCGCCGGCGCCAGCAUGAACGACUUCUACACCAUCCACCUGUGGAACUACUGCAGCGGCAAGAAAGACGCCGCCACCGGCGCCGAGACGAUCGAGUUCUGCUCCCCGCGGACGGCGAGCUACUGGUUCAACCCCGUGGAGGUGUGGAAGCUCGAUUCCGGCGCCGGGACGGGCGCGGACGUGAAGCUGGACGACUACAUCCCCGGCGACCUGAAGAAGGGCCUCGACACCUACGCGCAAGUCGUGAAGUGGAUGUUCGCCAUCUACGUGAUCGCGCUCUGCGUUACCGCCGCCGAGAUCGUAAUCGGCAUCCUGGCCAUCUUCUCCCGCUGGGGUUCCUUCGUCACCACGAUCCUCAGCACCGCGACGACACUGCUCACGCUCGCGGCCGCGGCACUCGCGACGGGUAUCUACGUCACGCUCGCCACGACCUUCAGCACAGUGCUGAAACCCUACAACAUCGACGCCUCGGUCGGUCGACGCAUGAUGCUCGCCACCUGGCUAGCCGCCGUCUUCAGCCUCGCCGCCGGCGCGUUCUGGCUGCUGAGCACGUGCUGCGGGAGCGGGAAGGGGGACCGGAAGGACUCGAAGGGGAAGCGCGGGGCGGCGGUCGAGAAGGCGCCGUAUACGUAUGAGCGGGUGAUGGGGGCACGGGGUGGGGAGCAGGGAGGAGAGAGGGGGGUGCCGCUGAGGGAGUUGAGGGCCGGAAAGGGUGAUCUGAACAGGGAGAGGGGGAGGGCUUAUGAGCCGUUUAGGCAUGAUGAGAGGGUGUAG